This is a messenger RNA of Aspergillus eucalypticola CBS 122712, 1551 nucleotides long. Its product is annotated as cytochrome P450. Lineage: Eukaryota; Fungi; Ascomycota; Eurotiomycetes; Eurotiales; Aspergillaceae. The record is from RefSeq and is a predicted model, not a curated record. The coding region runs from base 1 to 1551 and encodes 516 amino acids. Gene Ontology annotation, molecular function: monooxygenase activity; heme binding; oxidoreductase activity, acting on paired donors, with incorporation or reduction of molecular oxygen. The transcript has 4 exons.
AUGUCAUUUUCACUCCUUGUCAUAACCACCCUUCAAACCUAUUGGACACAUGUACUUGUGUCACUGGCUGUCGCAAAGCUUUUACACAACAGAUUCGGCAAAGGCAUAUCUCAUAUUCCCGGUCCUUUCUUAGCCUCAUUCAGCGACCUUUGGUUAUUCAUCCAUUAUUACCGGCGGCAAGGACUCACAGAAAGGGACCUGCACAACAAAUACGGUUCGCCUCUAAUUCGGUUAGGGCCAAACACCGUUUCCGUGGGGGAUCCCGUAGCACUUAAAGUCGUAUACGGAUGGAAACCGAUCCUACGGAAGAGUCGUCUGUAUAUCUCUCAAUACGUAACAGCAAAAGAUGGAACAGUACUUGACAAUGUUUCUUCGACCCGCGACGAAAAGAAACACAGCGUCCUCCGAAGGGCAGUCGCAAAUGCCUAUUCCCUUGGGACGCUGGUUGAAUAUGAAUCACUUGUGGACUCUACGACACGCUGCUUCUUUGAGCAGCUCGAAUCUCGUUUCGUGAAGACUGGGGAAGUGUGCCCUCUCUCCCGGUGGGUCCAGAUGUACGCUUUUGAUAUAAUCGGCGAGCUUACAUUCAGCAAACGGUUUGGAUUUCUUGAGGGCGGUAAGGAUAUUGAUAAUAUGAUAUACCAUACUGGGAAAGCCAUGGAUUACAUCGGAAUCAUGGGACAGUUGCCAUUCCUGGAUGAAUAUGUAAGACUGAAGGGAUUCGGCCACAUCCUCCGAAAGAUCCGUCCAACGGGACCUCUUAUGAAAUUCACGUCAAAGCAAAUAGACAGCCAUAUUGCCACUCAUAACUCCACAAGACCCGACUUCUUGACGAAAUUUCUCAAAGUCCGUGCCAAAGACCCUCAACUUAUGACAGACCAACGGCUUGCAACAUACGCAAAUACUAAUGUCAGUGCGGGAUCUGAUACUACCGCGAUUUCUCUCAGGGAAGUCAUAUUCAGGAUUUUAACACAUCAGGGAUGCUUGGAGAAGAUCCUGACUGAGAUUCGUAUCCUUAUUCAGAAACGCAGCUCAACUGGCGCAAAUGAAGAGGAACUGAUGAACCCAAUAACUUGGUCAGAAAGCCAGUCCAUGUCAUACUUUCAAGCUGUGGUCAAGGAAUCUCUCCGAAUUCACCCCGGUCUAGGACAACUCAUUCCACGUGAUGUGCCUCAAGGGGGCAUGGUGGUUUGUGGACAGUAUCUGCCGGGAGGGACUGUAGUUGGCUGCAAUGCAUGGACAGUACAUCGUGAUCGAAGCAUUUUCGGCCACAAUGCGGACGAUUUCGUGCCUGAACGUUGGCUAGAGUGUGAUCAGGAGAAGUCUCGGGUUAUGGAGAAUGCUAUUUUUACCUUUGGCGCGGGCUCGCGCGUUUGCCUUGGGAAAAACAUCGCCUUGCUUGAGAUAUCAAAGCUCGUCCCCGAAUUUCUGCGACGGUUUGAGGUCACUCUGGUUGACCCUAGUAAGUAUACUUUGCGACCUGGUUGGCUAGUACUACAGGAAGGGCUGGAUGUGAAGUUGGAAGUUCGGGAUCAACGAGUAUUUUUGUGA